Molecule: messenger RNA, 2085 nt
Organism: Mycena citricolor
Lineage: Eukaryota; Fungi; Basidiomycota; Agaricomycetes; Agaricales; Mycenaceae
Source: the annotation of a GenBank genome assembly
AUGUCUCGAGGACAGGAUUCUCAGUGUUGGAAUUCUUCUGUGGCGGCCAGUUUCACGGAGAAGCAUGUUGCACUCCAGGAUGUCUCCUGUGGCACCGGACAGUUCUGUCGAGGCGAUCAAUACAUUCGUAUUGGGCAGAAAGGCUAUCGUGUUUCGGAGAGCGGCAAGCGCAAUGCCCACUGCAUUGUGUGUUAUAAUUGCUACUCGUACUACCGUGAUCGCCAACGAGACUCUCAAAGUUCGCAUGCUGCUGGACCUCCGCGAUCCUCGGCCCCAGCUCCAGAUGCCAAAGAGAUUCAACGCAUGAAUAAUCAGGGCCGUUUGGGAGAUGUCUCGCGUGCUCAGCAGCACGUUUCGAUUUUUCCUCGCUCGGGUGGCACAAUGGGCCCACCGUCAUCUGUUCCCGCACGCCCGAUUGUUGCAGCUCCGAGUGCCUGGGAUCGUUCUCGCAACUCUGAUAUUGUGUCUCAAAAAGGCUCGAGGAGUCAGAAUCAGUGGUCUGACAAGGGAUACUCGAAGAAUCACGCACAGUACCAAGCGUCUCGUGGCUCAUGGGCACGCUCAAGUUAUGUGGGGCGUUCUCCAAAGAUGUUGCCCAUCCUGGUUGGUAUUCGAUACGAGAUUCUCAAGAAACCAAGAGGCGAAAGCUAUGGAACCAUCAGCGAAGGCAGCGAAAUUCCCGGCGACGCAAGCGCCGAGUUCAUCUUCAACCACGUGUUUGAGGUCCUGUAUGACCGUCUCGUCGCAGAUGCCAAUUUCCAGUUCCGUGAGAACGAGCUCACUGUCCGGGACGUGACAACUUGGCAAGAUUUCAAGGCUCUCCAGUCUGACCACGUGUUCUACUGGGACAAGUACUACAAGAUCUCGGGCAAGGCGACAAAACCAGAAUGGAAGGCUCCCAGGGCAUCUGUUCAGAUUGCUCUAGUGAUUUCGGGCAGGGAGUGGCAACGACGCACGGAAAUGUUAGCAGCGUCUGAACCUGAUGCCGACUCAAAUGAAAAUUCUGUCAGUGCCACAGCGAGCGCCGUCCAGACUCGGGUCACUCGGUUUACAGCAUCCGUCUCGAAUGCAUCUGAUCAAACAGAGGCCAGCACCAUCAGGAGUCUGGCUCGAUCCACUGAUCGUGAGGCAACUAGGGCGCUUUCGCAACGCUCUGGUUCCUCAUCAUCGAGUGCCGUAGUUCUCGGAGCGGCAACAUGGUCCCCCAAUAAACGCCAUGAACGUACACUGAGCCUUGGUGCUCCUUCGACACCUCCCUCGUCGCCACAGCUUCGAUCAAAGCGUUCACAUCCUGGCUGGCGCUCACCGGAUGAGGCGGACUUUGCCCGGCUUCGAAAGGUGGCUAGUGUUGGAGGUCAGGUAUCUCGAUCAGGCACUCGCGAUGUCCCAACUUGCGAGCAGAUUCUAUUUUUCCGCAUUUAUCCCAAAGCCAUGGACGCACUGUUCACUCAGGAUGAGGCGGCGAUGCAGUUUGUGUGCGAUCCGGCUGUGGCUGAGCCAGGCACACUCAGUGUUGUCCUGUCUGCUGCUUUAGGGUCUGGUAGUUUCAAGGACGCAUACGAAGGUUUCCUCACCCUUGUUCGACCAUCAACGUCUCCCACUGGGCUCGGAUCAACUGUGAAUCAACGCGUUGCGGCCAAACGGAUGAUCGAUACAAAGGCCAGUCGACGUGAUACAGUCGGAAUCAGACGGUUCAGUCCGGCAGUCGAACUUGAGCAGAGCAUUUGCGAAGGGAAUCUGCUGCUUUGGGCAACCUCACUGUUCGACCUCACAGAUACUUUCGUCCAUCAUCAGCUCAAUCCUGAUCACCCGUCGUAUCACAUUGCGCUCUAUCUCUGUUUCACGCAGCACGUUCAGUACGUGUACACUGGACGGAGCAUGUUCUUGUCGGACUAUCAAGGCUCUGAAUCCCUUCUCACGGACCCUCAGAUCAUGACCACUCCCGAGAUUGCCAAACAGCGUGGAACUCCAAUGUUUGGCGGUGGCAACGUCAGUGAGCUCUUCAACGUGUUUUGUAACCAACACGUGUGCUCCGAUUAUUGCCGGUUCUUCGGUCUCAAACCCCUUGCUCAAGUCCCUGUUUAA